Messenger RNA from Aureobasidium subglaciale EXF-2481, 1332 nucleotides. RefSeq lists its product as uncharacterized. Gene Ontology annotation, biological process: transcription elongation by RNA polymerase II. Lineage: Eukaryota; Fungi; Ascomycota; Dothideomycetes; Dothideales; Saccotheciaceae. Gene Ontology annotation, cellular component: Cdc73/Paf1 complex. Gene Ontology annotation, molecular function: RNA polymerase II complex binding; chromatin binding. The transcript is spliced from 2 exons. The record is from RefSeq and is a predicted model, not a curated record. The coding region runs from base 1 to 1332 and encodes 443 amino acids.
AUGGCUUCCGGACGCUCAGAACGCGUCUAUCAUCAGGAUUACAUUGCGCGCAUCCGAUACUCCAACACACUACCACCGCCGCCCAACCCGCCAAAGCUUCUCGAUAUCCCUGGAACCGGUCUUGCUUCGAACAACUACACAUCAGCUUCGUAUGCUCUCAAGCUUGCAAGAGAGCAACCCCUGAACAUCGAGGCCGAUGCCGAGCUUGGAAUGCCCAUUGACCUGGUCGGUCUGCCAGGUGUCUUUGAUGGGGAUGAGAGUGCCAUCAUGGCCCAAGAUCCACUGCCGUCGCUCCACCCUAAGGACCGAGCACUGCUCAAGCCACUAUCAGCACUCGGCAAACCGACCGCAAUGAACUCUGGUGUCAGUUUCCUUCGCAGAACCGAGUACAUCUCGUCCAAUGCCGCCGCAGUACAACGCUUCGAAUCGAGCACAUCCAAGGAUCUGUUGCGCGUACGAAACGAUCCCAAACGCCGUAAGACGCAGGCUCUCAAUCGCGACGACCCCAUCAACAUUAUCAGAUCGCUUGUCAAGGGCUUCGACCUGGCUUACCCCGAGGAUGCCUAUACUGGUCAAGAUUCAUCGACAAACAUUCGUGGCGCUCCCAUUACCGAAGCCGACAGAAGUGCUUGGAAUAAGCCGAAACACCCCUCCAACCCCAAUCUUACUCUCCUGGAUGCAUACCCUCUUCUCCCCGAUAUGGAUGCUCUGCCCUUGACAGGCGACUACCAGAUCGUCAAGUUCAGCACAAACCCUGUCGCUACAUCAGACUCCUACGACCAGCGUCUCGACACAGCUGUGUUGCGACCACUCGGCGCAGACCUCGCCUUGCACGAAGACCGCAUAGCUGCCCACAAAGCCGACCCAACCAUGCCAAAGCCGCUUGCCGAAUGGGAUUACGAUUUGUUCUUGGCAGAAAACGAGAGUUCAGUACGCGGCAUCAAGCGCAAGUUCAAUCCCAAUGACGCACAGAACGACGACCAGUCCCUGUAUGACAACGAGGCCGAUGGUGAGGGCUGCUUCAUGUUCCAGCGCGUUCGUGAAUACGAGACCUAUCAGCAAGCAGGUGACGCAGACAAUGCCUAUGGUGAUACCGUUGCUCUUGCUCUGCACGACGAUGAUGGUGUUCGCUUGGAAAAGGGUGCCUACUUCUACCCUGUCAAGCAGAGAACCAACCUCAGACCCAAGCGCAAGACUCCUGGUUUCGUGGACGAGAAUCGUGCCGAGCCUGUCGAUGUGCUACAGCUCAAGGUCCGGGACCCUAGCUCAGAUGAAGCCGCUCAGCGCUUGGAGCAGAAAGCCCUGCUGGACCCUACCACAGAAAGCGCAUAG